GAGUUAGCUGGGAAGAAGUGCUUGAGCCCUUGGAGCACAUUUCGCUGCUCUGGGUCAUCGUCUUCCUCUUCUACGUGCAAUUCACGUAUUUUGCUGUGUUGAAUGUAUUGACUGGCGUUUUUUGCCAGUCGGCUGUGGAGAGCGCUCAGAAUGAUCAUGCCAAUGUGGUUCAGUCGAUGCUGGCAAACAAGGAGGCUCAUGUGGAGAAGAUUCGAGCACUUUUCAGCAAAUUGGGCGCUGAGGAAGAGGGCAUCAUCACCUACGCGAU
Molecule: messenger RNA, 268 nt
Organism: Symbiodinium pilosum
Lineage: Eukaryota; Dinophyceae; Suessiales; Symbiodiniaceae
Source: the annotation of a GenBank genome assembly